AUGACCACGCCGAGCCUGCUCCUCACUUUAUCCGUGUGGCUUCUGGCUGGGAGCCUCAUAGCGGAGGCGACUUACUACCGGCACCACCGCUACGGCCACUUCUACCGCUACCGGGAGCACUCCGCUAACACAGAGAACCUCCUCCCUGAGGUCUCCAACCCGGUGCGUGAAGUCUCGCAUCCCGGCGUGCCGACCUACCCCGAGAUCCCCGAAGUCUUCCACCCGGCGCCCGAAGUCAUCCCCCCCAUUCCAGAAGCUUUCCACCCGGUGCCCGAAGUCGUACAUCCUGCACCUGAGCCUUAUCACCCACCUGAGGUUUACCAGCCAGUCCCUGAAGCCUCCUCCCCCGUCAACAUGAGUCGGGUUUUCCAUGGGAUCAUGUUUGACGCUGGGAGCACAGGCACCAGGAUCCACAUCUAUAAGUUCAUCCAGAAAGACCCUGUUGAGCUGCCAGUUCUGGACAAUGAAAUGUACCAUGCAGUGAAGCCUGGACUGUCUGCUUACAAAGACAACCCUGAAGAAGGUGGCAACACCAUCCGACAGUUGCUGAAGAUUGCCAAGAAGACAGUCCCAGAGGAGGAGUGGAGGAGGACCCCGGUGGUCCUGAAGGCCACGGCGGGUCUGCGUUUGCUGCCUGAAGACAAGGCCAACACUCUUCUGAAGGAGGUACAAGAGGUAUUUGAUGAGUCCCCAUUCUUUGUGCCAAACAACAGUGUUUCCCUCAUGAACGGAACAAAUGAAGGAAUCCUCGCCUGGGUCACAGUGAACUUCCUUACAGGUCACUUAUACUCCAACACAAGGAGGACGGUGGGGAUCCUGGAUUUGGGUGGAGGAUCUACACAAAUUACAUUCCUUCCUAAGUCAAAGAAAACGGUUCAGUCUGCUCCUUCCAGUUACAUUGCCAGAUUCAACCUGUUUAACCAUACAUACCAACUCUACACACACAGUUAUCUUGGAAAUGGACUGUACGCGGCUCGACUGGCAACUCUCGGAGCACUAGGAGCUGAUGGUCUUGAUUGGAAAGUCUUCACAAGUUCCUGCCUCCCAAAAAAGUUCAGAGAGGAUGUGACUUUUGGAGGAACCACCUACAAAGUUAGCGGGAUUCCAGACGGCUACGCAGGCUAUAAGCUGUGCUACUAUGAGGUGAUGAAGGUAAUCAAGGGAAUAGUGCACCAGCCUUACGAGGUGAAGGGCAGCAGCGUGUUCUACGCUUUCUCCUACUACUUCGACAGAGCUGUGGAGUCUGGCCUCAUCGAUGGCAGUCGAGGAGGUUCGCUUGAAGUUAGGGAUUUUAAGAAGAGAGCCAAGGAAGUGUGCAACAAAAUGACCAAAUACCGUGCUAUCAGCCCCUUCCUCUGCAUGGAUAUGACAUAUAUCACUUGUCUGCUAAAGGAGGGCUUUGGCUUCAAGGACAACACUGUGCUGCAGCUCGCCAAGAAGGUGAACAAUGUGGAGACAAGCUGGGCCCUGGGGGCAACCUUUGACUACUUCAGAAACCUCAACAUCCACUAAGGACAGCUUGCUGUCGCAGCAGCCAGCACUGAGAGGGACAGUCUGUCACUGUGGGGUGUCCCUUCCUCCAUCCACCCAUCCGAUCAGCCCGUCCUCUCACAGACACACCCGGUCCCACCACCAUGCUCCCUCACCCACCAUGCCCCUCCUCUUUUCCUCAACCUCAGCACCCUGCAAACACUCCGAGAACUGUUGAAAAAGAAAUCACUAUAUUUUUAUAAGGCCAGCUAUUUCUACUGUAUGUUGAGCUCAUAACUGGUGGGCUGACUUUAUUUUUGUAAAACGUUUACAUUUUUGAUUCCUUAUGGGUGUCUGAUCUGAAAUGUCUUUUUCACCUACCUGUAAAGUGUGUAGAGGGGAAUUUAGAAGCAAUACAACCAGUCAUGGUGUUUUGGUGCUUACUGUGGUCCUGGUGUGCACUGUACAGUACAGUUGAAAACCUCUAACUAACUUUAACUUCUUUUUAAUUCCAGCAGUAAAUGAACAUACAAGACCCUAAUUCAUCGUCAAAACAUCAUUGGAAAUCGAGCAGAUGAAAACCACACAGCUUCUUUUCUUCAACUUUGCACAUAACACUUUAUUUGCAGAUAUUGUAGCUAAGACGUAAUCAGGUUUUUUGAUGUCGACGAGAGAGUUGUACAUAUUCAUCACUAGUGUUGGAUUCAUUGUCACUCGGGGGCAGAGAGAGCGCUGUGGAGAGAUGCUUUUACAAGUAUGAGGUUCAUGCCUGUAUUUUUCAAGUUCAGCCAUUAUUGUUUGUUUUGUCUAGAGUGGAAAAGACCUUAUCAAGCACGGCUAAAUUGCAGGGGCCUCAGGUCUGAACUGUAUUUUAGACCAGCAAAAGAAAAACCUCUCAAGGAAGACACUGCAUCCAACAACAUCAUUUACAGCCAUUAAAUGCAACAAAAAUGUAAACAGAAAUUAUGUUUAAAAAAAAAAAAAAAAAAGUUUAAGACACCCAUGACUCCUUCACUUGAUGCUGGUUGAUCAAAAACAUUAGUAAUAUUGAAUUCUGUUUGUCAUUUUUCUUGUGAACUGUACAAAUAUUUAAUUACUGAAAGUUUUAUCUAAUGUAGAGUAUUUUAAAUAUCCUCAUCAAAUAUUAACUCUUGGACUUUCUGUGUAACUGCUCUCUAAGCCAUGCCUUUGCUGUCCUUUCAGUAUUCAACAUGUUCAAUAACUACUGCUGUAUAUACAUAAUGUAAACUUAUAUUAGAGAAAUACUUUGACAGGAACGGCUUCUACAUUGCGAAAAACUUUAUGCUGCACAAUUGCUCAGAAAUGCCUCUAUGUUCAUCAGUAUGAAUAACCUGAUGACAAUAUGUAAAUUGUUGUUUUUAUUAAAUCCAGUGGAAUAAGUGUAUACUAUACAUGUAUGUUUUAAUAAAACAUCAAAAAAUG
Seriola aureovittata is the source of this 2913-nucleotide messenger RNA. RefSeq names its product ectonucleoside triphosphate diphosphohydrolase 5a (gene entpd5a). The transcript has 13 exons. Gene Ontology annotation, molecular function: GDP phosphatase activity; UDP phosphatase activity. The record is from RefSeq and is a predicted model, not a curated record. Lineage: Eukaryota; Metazoa; Chordata; Actinopteri; Carangiformes; Carangidae. Bases 1 to 1512 code for a protein of 503 amino acids. Gene Ontology annotation, cellular component: membrane. Gene Ontology annotation, biological process: nucleoside diphosphate catabolic process.